Messenger RNA from Raphanus sativus (radish), 600 nucleotides. RefSeq names its product auxin-responsive protein SAUR23-like. The transcript has a single exon. Gene Ontology annotation, biological process: response to auxin. Lineage: Eukaryota; Viridiplantae; Streptophyta; Magnoliopsida; Brassicales; Brassicaceae. The coding region runs from base 215 to 514 and encodes 99 amino acids. The record is from RefSeq and is a predicted model, not a curated record.
AACAUGUGUAACUCUGUUCUAGUCUGUCCAACGCUCCAAGACCACAAAUUUCAAAGAUUUUUCAGUCUCCAAAUCAUUUAUUGAUCUAUAUAUAAUACCCAUACGCAACUCUCUCAAUCAUCAAUCAACAAGCAGAAAUCCAAUAACUUGAAUAUUUUCAUACAUUUGCUCAAAAGCUUCAAAAGAAUUCACACUUUCAGACAAAAAUAUAGAUAUGGCUUUGAUGAGAAGUCUAUUGAGUGCAAAGAAGAUUAUUGGUCGCUCCGUAACAGAAACAGCUUCUACAAGCAAAAGAGCAGCCUCAGCAGCACCACCAAAAGGGUUUCUUGCGGUGUACGUAGGAGAGAGCCAGAAGAAGAGAUUUGUGGUGCCUAUUUCAUACUUGAACCAGCCUUCGUUUCAAGCUCUUCUCAGUAAAUCAGAGGAAGAGUUUGGGUUUGAUCAUCCGAUGGGUGGCUUAACCAUUCCUUGUCCUGAGGAUACUUUCAUCAGUGUGACUUCUCGGUUUCGGUGAUGUUAAUCACCAUUUUGUUCUUAGAGUUAGAGUUAGACUAAUACAUUGUAUAUAUAUAUAUAUAUAUAUAUAUAUAUGAAUCUGUA